AUGCAUGGUAGCCAUGGGCAUGAGGAUGAGGACGAAGGAGAGAAUUCAACUAAACCGCGUGAUGUUUACACUUCACCGAAAGAAAGAAGGCACAUUGAUUUUGCUGAAUUGAAGGGUCCUUUUCGUCUUGAACUUCGUUUAAACGCCCACAUGUUUCCAUUGGUCGGUUUAGAUCUGCCCCUCUUGUCCCAUUCUUUUUUCUUAUGCGUUUCCUUGCAUGCAAUUGCUAUUCCACCUCUUAGUGCUGAUGAUGAGAUGAAGCAUGCAAUGCAACGCAAUGGAAAGGGCAAGGAGAGGCCCCAGGGUAUAGAGGUUGAAUCAUUUAUGAGUUACUCGCAUUGCAUGCAUGCCUCUGUGUCUGCAUGUUUUUAUCUUCUUGGCCUUCCGACAACUGAAGACAGUGUUGUGAUGAGUGAGUGUGUUCAUGCAGUGAAACUCCGUGAUAUAAGCAAGGGAAAAAGGAUCAUGCGUAGGGGCUUCAUGGUUCUCCUUUUUCUGUUUUGGGAAAGUUGGUUCCAUAUCAAUAUGGUCCACCAUUGCAAUUUUGAGAGGUACGUACACAUAUACGUGCUGUGA
This is a messenger RNA of Sphenostylis stenocarpa, 576 nucleotides long. The record is from the annotation of a GenBank genome assembly. Lineage: Eukaryota; Viridiplantae; Streptophyta; Magnoliopsida; Fabales; Fabaceae.